UCUUCCCGUUUCCGUGGUAACAAUCAUCUGACCAAUCGCGCACGCGCAAACGACAACUUACGGUUACCAUAACGACGAGAGGCCGUCCUUGAACUAGAAUCGUCCGCCUGAUUUUCGAAAACAGCAAAGGGCUAACCGAAAAGGAAUCCGUUUCUGACGAUUUAAUGUCAGCGUUUCAUUAAGGAAAGAGAUUUUUAUUUUAUAAAUUGACUUUACGGUGAUUGUUAGAAAUGGCUGCUGUUCAUCCGCAACAACCCCAAGAACCAUUGCCACCUGGAUGGGAAUGUCGGUUCGAUCCUCGCACAGGAAGAUAUUACUUUAUUAACCAUAUUGAUCAUGCGACAACAUGGGAGGAUCCUAGACUUCAUCACCCUCAACUUCAGCAGGGGUCUUAUGCAAAGUAUUAUCUGUAUGGAAUUGGGAAGCCUUCUUCGGGACAUAUCAAGGCUUAUCCUACUUACUAUGGGACAUUACACUAUCCUAAUGUUGCUCCUGCUGUUGCUCCUGCUGUUUCUACUGCUGCACCAGCACAGAGUGGUUACUCUCCAUAUUGUGGAAGUCCAAGAACUCCUUACAGGUUAAAGCAAGAUGGGGGUGUUGUUCAAGUUGAUGAAAGAAUUUUAAUGAAAUUAUGUUUACAAUUUCCAACUGUAGAAGAAGGACAUAUUUGGCAAUUUUUAAAACAAUAUCAUAAUAGAGAGAAUGUCGUUGUAAGUGCCCUAUUAGCUGAAGGUCACCCAAGAGCACAAACUCAUUCAAUGGCUCAUGAACACUUAACACCUAAAUUACAAAGGCAUCCUGAUUCCGAACCAUUACAGGUUGAUGAAGCUGUUGUGCAGAAAUUACAUAGUUUCUUCCCUCAGGUGGACUUUGAUCAUAUACGUAGUUUAUUAAAAACGCAUAAUAAUCAAGAACAUGAAGUGAUAGCUGCUCUUGCUGCAGGAAGUAGAGGUUCUAACAGUCGUCAUCAAAGUCCUCAUCCAAGUUCUCCAAAAAUGAAAUUACGUUAUUUGAAGCUGGUAUUUCCAGAAGCUGAUGAGGCAGUUUUGUUUGAUGUUCUUCAUAACUGUGAUAAUAAUGCCCAAGAAGCCAGCAAUCGUUUAAUUGCAAUGGGUUAUAAUAAGAGAGAUACACCAAUCACUCGUCCCAAUAGUGGACAAAAGCCAAAUCAACAACAAUCACGUCCACCUUCAGAUAUCCAACGUCCUACUCUUACUCAAGAACGAUCAAUCACUGUGACACCUCCAAGUGCUGCUGAUAAAAAUAAAUGUAUGUAUAUACCUGCAGCUCAAUCUGAAACAUCUGUUCAACCUGUAGAUAAAGAAUCAACUGUAGAAAAUCCAACAGAUCCUGCACCACCGGUACCUCCAAGAAGUAGACAUGCAUCAUCAUCCCAGGAAACAACAGAAAUAUCUUCACAACCUUCAAUAGUUGAACAGUUUUUAAAAGAUAAUGCUCAAGAAGAAUCUGCUGGAAAAACUUCUGUUGAUGUAGCAGUUUCUUGUCAAAAGAGUGACAGACAUGAGAGACCAAAGUUUAAGAAAGAAGUAAUGAAAGUUUCCAAAGCUACCAGUACACAUGAAGAUCAAGAACCAAUCUCUGUUUACAGGACCCGUCCAAAAGGUGCUGAUUCCAGUUUAAGAAAAGGACCAUGUCAUGAUCUCUUAUUGAAAGAAUAUAUGCCAUGGAUUGGUCCUGAUCCAAAAAAUUACAAAGGUCCCAAUCCAUCUUUAUGCCAUGGGCCAGACCCCAACAAUCUUGGUAGCCAAAAUAAAACUCGAGCCAAGGGACCUCAACCAAAUUUAAGAAGAGGACCUUUGGCUAGUAUAACCUCCUAUGUUGAUUCAAAUGAUACCAUAGAAUGUAAUCUGGACCUAAAGAAUUCAAGAUCCAGUUGAAAAGUUUCCUGCCAAUAAAAUUAUAUGGAAUCAAAGAUAUCAGUAAAGUGAAAUUGGUGAUGUCAGUGCUAUAUUGUAUUAUCUCAUCAGUUUUACAAUAACAAUUAACAUUGUAUAAACAUGCAUAUAUUCAUGUGUGUAAUUCAUACUACUGUAUAUUUACUGUCCAUAAUAUCUAGUCUUUUACUAAAGAAUCUUAUGAUAUUUUUUCCAUAAUUAUCCUAGAAUAUAUAAUAUAUAUAAAAAGUUAUAUAUAAUAUACAUAUAAUAUAAUAUAAUAUAAUAUAAGCAUAAUAUGCAUAUU
Centruroides sculpturatus (bark scorpion) is the source of this 2202-nucleotide messenger RNA. RefSeq lists its product as uncharacterized. Gene Ontology annotation, cellular component: cytoplasm. NCBI's taxonomy places the organism in Eukaryota, Metazoa, Arthropoda, Arachnida, Scorpiones, Buthidae. The record is from RefSeq and is a predicted model, not a curated record. Gene Ontology annotation, biological process: cell migration; regulation of DNA-templated transcription; negative regulation of organ growth. Bases 231 to 1898 code for a protein of 555 amino acids. The transcript is spliced from 16 exons. Gene Ontology annotation, molecular function: molecular adaptor activity; ubiquitin binding; kinase binding.